Molecule: messenger RNA, 356 nt
Organism: Microbotryum saponariae
Lineage: Eukaryota; Fungi; Basidiomycota; Microbotryomycetes; Microbotryales; Microbotryaceae
Source: the annotation of a GenBank genome assembly
AUGGCCUCCCCAGCACCGCCCGCGUCCUCAGCAGUGAACGGCCAUAGCGGUCAGCAGCACGGCGUCGACACCCACUCGACCCGCGUCGACGUCAUCAACACCCAGGGGGGCAAGAUACUAUGCGUGUCCGACAUCCGAGGUGAGCUCCCAAUGCUCUUCGUCGCAGCACGUUGAGCCCGUCGUCUGGGUAGAAAGGGAACCCACGCGGAUCGCCCCAGACCACCAGAGGGACCGUGCGCCCACCCACCCACCCACCACCAGCAGAUUGCGCCGAUUCAGCCCUCAGCCACCAUCGUGAACGGAAGGAUGCACACCGUUCCUAUAGACCUAGUCAAGGUUCAGGCUGGCAGCACUAG